UAGUACUUACAGAAUCACGAAUCUCAGUAUUUCAAAAACUUGUCGUGAGUUAAGAAGCUUCCAUUUCAUAUCAAUGUCGUUUUCGAAGGCUAGGUACGUUAUUGUCUCUCUAUUCAUUCCCAAUUUUCAACUUCAAAACCCUAAUAAAUUCAUUCCAUGCUUCCUUUCAAGGCGUCUAUACUCUCAAUUCCAUGACAAUCUCGUUUCCUCAUUCAAUUUCAUGCUCAAUCAGAAUCCCACUCCAUCCAUCAUCGAAUUUUCCAAGAUUUUAGGUUCCCUUGUCAAAGCCAAUCAUUACUCCACUGUUGUUUCACUUCAUCGAAUGUUGGAAUUCAACACCGGAAUUAAGUCUAAUUUAGUCACUUUGAAUAUCUUGAUUAAUUGCUUUUGUCAAUUGGGUUAUAACUCUCUUUCAUUUUCUGUAUUUGCAAACAUUCUCAAGAAGGGUUAUCAGCCAAGUGUUGUAACUUUGACUACACUCAUGAAGGGUCACUGUCUCAAAGGUGAGCUCCAUGAAGCAUUGCACUUUCAUGACAAGGUGGUAGCACAGGGAUUUCAUUUGGAUCAAGUUUGUUAUGGGAUAUUGAUUAAUGGGUUAUGCAAGGCUGGACAAACAAGAGCAGCCUUGCAGUUGCUGAGACGAGUUGAUGGGAAGUUGGUUCGGCCUGACGCGGUAAUGUACACUACAAUCAUUGAUGGUCUGUGUAAAGAUAGACUUGUUAAGGAGGCUUUUGAUUUAUAUUCUGAAAUGCUUGCUAAGAGGAUUUAUCCUACUGUUGUCACUUAUAAUACUUUAAUUUGUGGCUUAUGCGUUAUGGGUCAAUUGAAAGAUGCAAUUGGUUUGUUCAAUAAGAUUAUAUUGGAAAACAUGGACCCUGAUGUGUAUACGUUUAAUAUUUUGGUUGAUGCGUUUUGUAAGGAAGGAAAGUUGAAAGAAGGUAAGGAAGUGUUGGCUGCGAUGAUGAGAAAGGGCGUCCGGCCUGAUGUUUUUACUUUUAACUCUUUAAUGGAUGGAUAUUGUUUGGUAAAUGAUGUAUGGAAGGCCAAUGAUAUGUUCAAAGGUAUGGCCCAAAUGGGCGUGACUUCUAAUGUUUACAGCUACACCGUCAUGAUUAAUGGAUUUCGUAAGAUUAAAAUGGUUGAUGAAGCCAUGAAUCUCUUUCAAGAAAUGCAUCACAAAAAUAUUAUUCCUAAUACAAUAACCUACAAUUCUCUUAUUGAUGGUUUGUGCAAGAUUGGGAGAAUAUCAUAUGCUUUAGAGCUUGUCAAUGAGAUGCAGGAUAGAUGUCAACCACCUAGUAUAGUUACGUACAAUUCUAUAUUGGAUGCUUUAUGCAAAAAUAAUCAUCUUGACAAGGCAAUUGCGUUACUAACAAAAAUUAAAGAGAAGGGUAUUCAACUAGAUAUGGUCUCAUAUAAUAUUCUUAUUAAUGGACUAUGCAAAGGUGGAAGACUAGAGGAUGCACAAAAAGUUUUUGAAGAUCUUUUGGUCAAAGGAUACACUCUAGACGUCUAUACUUAUAACACUAUGAUCAAUGGAUUUUGCAACAAGGGCUUGUUUGAUGAAGCAUUGACCACACUGGCAAAAAUGAAAAACAAGGGUUGUAUUCCAGAUCCUAUAACUUACGAAAUACUUAUUGCUUCUCUCUUUGAAGAAAAUGAAAAUGACAAAGCAGAGAAACUUCUUAGAGAAAUGAUUACGAGAGGUCUACUGUAAUGCCGAAUAUAUCUUCUUGAUGUGUAUGUUCAAGUUCAUUAAGAUGGCAAAAAACGUUUCUCUAUCAUCUGCUUCCUCAUUGCUGCUAACCUGCCACAUCAUGAAUGAAUUCAAAGAAUGAGAGGUUUCAAUUUUGAAAACUUACUGAUAAUUUCACCCUGCUUUACAUUAGAAUAGACAUCCUUUACUAAUCUUAAUUUUCUUAGUUCUCACAUCCGGUAUACUUAAAGAUGCCGAAAGAAAAAGAAAAAAAAAACAAUCCGAGGUUGUCACAUAUCUUAGCAAAGUUUCUCAUCAAUACCUUUGAUAUCUACCUUAUCAUCAACCACUAUCUUUUUCACAAGGGAACUUGAUGCUCUAGUUUUUUGAGGUUUAGUUCAUGGGUUUUCAAUGCAAGAAAUAAUUCAGGUUAAUUCAUGGGUUUUCAUUGCAAUUUCAUGAUUGAAUAUGUACUUAAGUUGUAAAUACUAUUGAGAAUUAGAAGUAAACUAGUGGCACUAGAGCGCAAGGAUGCAUGGAAAAUCUGUUUUGCUGCAUAAUUUCUUGAUCAAUGAUAAUAAUUGAAAUUAUUAAGAGGUAGUUUAGUAGAAGAAUGGUUUGAAAAACAUUGCACACGACAUGCACAAGCUUGAAACUCCAAAACCUUGUAAACAACAUACACAAGCUUGGAGUUUAAUUGAAACACGCUAAAAAUGACUUAGUGUGUUUGUAUGGCUAAAUUAAAAUGCUGCAUAAUGUGUUACAAAGGUCCCAGUACAGCUUCAUAAUCUACUUAUUAUGCAUCGGAACGAAGUAUUGACUAUUGGAAUAUGGUUUAGAAUUUAGAACUUGCAUGCUUGUAAGAAGCUUGAUUAUAUUUUCUGUAAAAUUGCUGAUUUUGAUGUUUAAUUAGAUUCUUGGAAGAAUUAUUUGACAUGAUUAAAAUUUUGCUUAAACGAAGUAUGUCUUUUUAAUACAUGUGGUUUUAAGUCAUAAACACAGUGUACAUAUGCAUUCAGUGCUCUUAAAAUUUAAGUGCAUGAUAAGCUAUUGAGUGUGAUAUUGAAGGUCGUGGAUCUCAAGGGCUCAUGGUAGAUGCUAUUUAUCAGUUAACUCCGCAUCAGCUUCAUGGACAGGUGGUGUUCGCCCAUCAAGAUUAUAUUCGCAUCAGCAUGAUUGACAUGUGGUGUUUGCCCAUCAAGACCAUAUUGGCAUUGUGGCUUGCUUUGGUGGUAUAGCUAUUUCAGUAUGGCUAUAAAUGAAUGAUGCAUUGCUGUGUAUGUUUAGAAAAAAGCAACAUAUGUUGAGGGGUAAGUGUAGCAUAGUAGUAAAAUGUGAAAUUUAGUGAAAGAAGCAUUGUGUAUAUUAGACUGAGAGUUCUUGGCUUAUCUUGAGCCUGACUCAUGUUUUAUGAAUGAUUUUGCUUAUUCAAAAAAGUAAAGACUAGUUCAUCAGGGCAAUUUAUCAUCUUUUCCUUUUAAAAUCGCAAGUUAACUAGUAUGGCCUAAACUUCCUCAAGUGCUUGUAUAAAAUGGUGACACUGUGCUAAGGCCUUUCAGAAAAGGGGAUUUGAUGUUGUGUUGGGUCCUGUAAAACAACUAGUACUAUGAGAUUGUGUCUGAUAUGUUAUAUAGGACCACCAGGCCAAAGAGAUUAUAAUGUUCUAUUUAAAAUUUCUAGUUAAUUGUUGAUGUACUUUUCUAAUACUUUGCUUCCAUGAAAUAAUAGUUUAACAAUUUUCUACUGUCAGAAUGCAUGUAUUUUUUCUGCUUUUUCUUCACCUGAUUACUUAAUUAAUUAUUGUAGAGUAUGAGUUGCUAUUAACAAAUAGCUACAACAUAAGGAUAAAACAAAAUAAAAAGACAAGAACAUGAAAAGUAAAGAGUACCUCAAAUCAGAAAGACAAGAAUGUGCAUGGAUCUAUGAAAUAGCAUCAUGUAUUCAAAUAUAAAAACUGAGUUUGUCGAACAUGUCAAACACUUUGAGACGGUUUGUGUUUAUAUUUUUUUAUUGGUUAAAUAUGUGAAUGAAACAUGGUUGUCACAUUAUAAAUAAAGGUUUGUUUUUCUUUGAAUUAAAAGAGUCAUUUAGGAACACAUUAAACAGGUACACGAAACAUUACUUAAUAUUUUUAGUAAGUAGGACUCAAAAAUUCGAUAAAGUUACCUAAUAUUUUUAGUAGGGUAACAAAGGAGGACCCAAAAAUUAAUUAAUCAUAACUGUUUCCGUUAUAUCAUGCAACGCCACUUGUUAUUAAGCUUAACUAAAGUACAAAAGAAUGUGGUUCUUAGUUCUUACGUGUUACUAAAGUAUAACCAGAAAAAUAAACAUUGACUAAUGGAUAAUGCUUCGUGCUGGAAUCACAUCCAUAACAAGAGGUGUACUUAUUUUUCCAUUUUUAUAAAUAUUAUGUGUGACAUUAAAUAAUUAACACCACAAUUUUUCCCUCAAAUUUCUAAGAACAAAAAUUUAUAGUCCUCUACC
Messenger RNA from Vicia villosa (hairy vetch), 4180 nucleotides. Its product is annotated as pentatricopeptide repeat-containing protein At1g12300, mitochondrial-like. Gene Ontology annotation, molecular function: protein binding. The coding region runs from base 74 to 1717 and encodes 547 amino acids. The record is from RefSeq and is a predicted model, not a curated record. The transcript is spliced from 2 exons. NCBI's taxonomy places the organism in Eukaryota, Viridiplantae, Streptophyta, Magnoliopsida, Fabales, Fabaceae.